Molecule: messenger RNA, 4005 nt
Organism: Phialemonium atrogriseum
Lineage: Eukaryota; Fungi; Ascomycota; Sordariomycetes; Cephalothecales; Cephalothecaceae
Product: putative structural maintenance of chromosome complex subunit protein
Exons: 5
Coding region: 213-3611 (1132 amino acids)
Biological process (GO): double-strand break repair via homologous recombination
Cellular component (GO): nucleus; Smc5-Smc6 complex
Molecular function (GO): ATP binding; ATP hydrolysis activity; single-stranded DNA binding
Source: RefSeq, a predicted model, not a curated record
CUCCCCAUAAAUGGGAACCUCAAAUUUAGCUAAAUUAGCCCCACUACCAGACGCGUCUCGCGGUCGCCCAACAUCGUGGCUCCCACGCCAACGGCUUUGUCUUCCGUUCUCUCUCAACCCGAGCCAUAUUUCGAACAUUUUACGACAUUUUCGGAAGCGGCUGCGCACCGCGGCUUUCCGUUUGCGAACCCCAAGGUUGCGUGGUAUCCACCAUGGCCAAUGAACCUUCGCGUCGCCGGCCGAGGUCCCACAUCGAAAGCGAUGGCGAAGCCGACGCUGUCAGGCUCGGCGACAGGUCCCCCUCGGAAUCUUCAGAUACUUUCAAAAGACUAAGACUGCGCGGUGGAGAUGGGGACCACGAAUUUGACCAAGAGGAUCAGGAUUCUGAGGAAACACAGUCAAGCCCACCACCUCGUGUUAGCGAGUCACGAAAGCCCAACGGCAGCAGAGUCAAACCGGGCUUCCAUCCUGGCUCUAUCGUGCGUGUCAGCGUCGAGAACUUUGUCACGUACGAAGCUGCUGAUUUCUUCCCUGGACCGAACCUGAAUAUGGUGAUUGGACCAAAUGGUACGGGCAAGAGCUCGCUCGUCUGCGCGAUUUGCUUGGGUCUGGGUUACCAUUCCAACGUGUUGGGCCGGGCCAGCGCAUUUGGCGAGUUUGUGAAGCACGGAAAGGACCACGCAGUUGUCGAGAUCGAACUACAAAAGCGGCCCGAGGACCCCCAGAACAUCAUCGUCCGCCUUCGCCUUACUCGGGAGGACAACAGCCGAAAGUUUUGGGUCAACGGGAAGGAGAGCACCCACAAGGGAGUCCAGAAGCUCACCCAGUCUCUGCGCAUCCAGAUCGACAACCUCUGCCAGUUCCUGCCCCAGGACAAAGUCGCCGAAUUUGCUGGUCUGAAUGCGGUCGACUUGCUCACCAAGACACUACAAGCAGCCGCACCCGAGGAGGUAAUAAGAUGGCAGGAGGAGCUGAAGAGUCUCUUUAGCCAGCAAAAGGAUGCCGAAGGUCUUGUUUCCGCCGAUGCCGAGCAUCUAAGUCGCCUCGAGAGCCGUCAAGAGUCCCUACAGGCCGAUGUCCAGAAGCUUAGGGAGCGAGAAAAGAUAAAGCAUGUCAUCGAGGAACUCCAGAUGGCCCGCAUCAUGGUCGUCUACGAACAGGCGCGAAGAGAGUACACUACCGCCAAGAAACGGAAGAAGGAGGCUCAGGUGGAGCUGAAGAAGCUCCAGGACAGCUUUGCGCCGUCAAUCCAGGCGGUCAACGACAAACAAGAAUACCAGAAACGUAUCGAGCAAGUAUUCCAACAGAGGCAAAGAGCACUGAGAGAUGCCGAAGCCGCUGCCGACGAGAUCCUUGGAGAGCUUGAUGCCGUUAUCAACAAGAUCCAAGAUCUUGUGAACAAGGGAGAUGCCGAGAACGGGGCAUACCAGGCCAAACGAAGAGAGCUCGCAAGUAUCCGGAGGAAAAUCACCGAUUUAGAGGCGAGCCUGAAACAGUCUCCGAGGCAGUUCAAUGCCCCAGAAUGGAACACCAAGAUCAGGGAACAAGAACAUCUGCAGCGCGAGAACAGUGCUGCACGGCAGGAAGUCCAUGACGAGAUAGCGGAUAUCAAGAAACAGGGAAAUGAGAAGCAAUCAUUGGCGAAGAAGCUCGUUCAAGAUCUUGCGCAACUAGAAUCCCAACAGGGUCAACUGCUGACUCGGCUGAGAAAGAUGAAUCCCGACGUUGCCAGGGGCUGGGAGUGGAUCAAACAGAACCAGGACCAGUUUGACAAGGAAGUCUUCGGGCCGCCCAUGCUUAGCUGCUCCGUCAAGGACGAGAGGUAUUCUGAUCUCGUCCAGUCUCUUCUCCAAUCCGACGACUUCUUCUGCUUCACCACCCAGACCCGCGAAGACCACAAGAAGCUCAGCAACCAGCUGUACAAGGAGAUGUCGCUUUCUGUCACCGUCCGCACAUGUCUAAUGCCUCUUGCCUCGUUCCGCCCUUCCCUACCGCACCAAGAUCUGACCAGACUCGGCCUCGACGGAUACGUCAUCGACUAUAUCGAAGGCCCGGACCCGGUUCUGGCCAUGCUGUGCGCCGAAAAGCGGCUGCACGCCUCGGCCAUUGCUCUGAAGGAUGUCAACGAAGAACAGUACGAACAGAUCUUGGCGGGUGCGGCUAUCAAUCAGUUCGCGACCGGUAGACAGUCGUACCGGGUCACCCGCCGAAAGGAAUACGGCCCCUCUGCCACGUCAACGCGAGUUAGGCAGAUCGAGCAAGGCCGAUUCUGGACUGAUCAGCCCAUCGACAUGGCCGAGAAAACCGAGUUGAACCAGAAAUUAGCAGAGGUCAGGGACGAGAUUGACCAGCUCAAGACCCAGCUCGGCGAAUUUCAGCAAAAGGAUAAAGACCUCGAGCAAACUCGGGAUGAAUUGAAGAAUAAGCUUGAGGAAUUGAGGAGGCAAAAGAGCGAGCUUCAACAAGAGCAUAAUAGGUGGCUGGCAUUGCCAAACAAGAUUGAAAUGGAAAAUAAGACCCUCGCUGAGAAGCGAGAAGAGCUUGAUGGGACGAAGGCUCGCAUCGUGGCCCUUGAGGGACGGAGAGACGAAGCAGCAAUCCAAAAGGCCAAUAUCGUGCUCCGUCAUAAGGAAAAGGUCUCGGCCAUUCGGGCUGCCCACCUAGCAUUGCUUGAGGCUCAAGUUCGCCUGAUUGAGGCAAAGUCGGAAGUACAAUCCCUGACAGAGAGAAACACGGAGAUCCACCAGCGUCUCGAAGAUGAGAAGCGAUCCCUGAGGGAGAUAGAAAAGAGCAUGGGGGAGCUCAAAAAUAAGGCGCAGAGAGCUUUGGAGGACGCCGAGGCGAUCCCGGAGGAGACUUGGGACCGAACAAAACUCAUAGAGAUGGGGAGAGGCAAGUCUAUCGAAGACAUCGACAGUGACAUUCGCGCCGAGACGACCAGGCUCGACGUUAUCGAGGCCGGAAAUCCCCAUGCCCUGGACGAGUUUGAGAAGCGUGCCACGGAGAUUGAGCGAUUGGGACGGCAGAAGGGGCGGCGAGAGCAGGAGCUCAAGACCCUGAACGGCGAAAUCGAAGAACUCCGAGGAAGAUGGGAGCCCCGGGUCGACGAGCUGGUCGGGCGUAUCAACGAUGCGUUCAGCUACAACUUUGAGCAGAUCAGCUGUGCCGGCGAGGUGGGUAUUCACAAGGACGAGGACUUUGACAAGUGGGCUAUCGACAUCAAGGUCAAGUUUCGCGAAAACGAAACGCUCCAGAAGCUCGACCAGCACCGGCAGUCAGGCGGCGAGCGGGCCGUGUCGACCAUCUUCUACCUCAUGUCGCUGCAGUCGAUGGCGCAGGCGCCGUUCCGGGUCGUGGACGAGAUCAACCAGGGCAUGGACCCGCGCAACGAGCGCAUGGUGCACGAGCGCAUGGUCGAGAUCGCGUGCCGCGAGCACACCAGCCAGUACUUCCUCAUCACGCCCAAGCUCCUCUCGGGCCUGCGCUACGACGAGCGCAUGACGGUCCUCUGCAUCGCCAGCGGCGAGCACAUGCCGCAAGACGGCAAGAUGCUCGACCUCGCCCGCUGCGCCAAGAUACAGAGACGCCUGGUCGCUCCGGCCGGGGCGUAAAAGGGAAAGGGGGCGCUGUUACUCGAGGGGCGUUGGGUGGCGACUCGGUGGGAAUCUUUUACAUGGUAUGGUACUGGUCAUCUUCCGUGGGAUGGGUGUGGUAGGUAGGUAUCCGAAGUGGGUUCGGAUAGACUAGGUUGGGCUGCUAAGGGUAGAAUCUAAACCAUGGCGUCGGUUUUGGUCUCAUCUCAUAUACCCCCUCGCUUUACAGGACACGCUCCUUUUUCUCUCGCUUCAUUGGGCAUGACGAACGGGAUUGAACGGCUACGUAAUACGGUGUGAUUAUUGGUUGCCAAAGGCACCUCCUGAGAGGCGAAUUUCGAGGCCAUCUUGGACCCCAACCCAUCACAUGAACUCCAAUGCAGAGAGGCUGUCGUAUGAGACGAUCGUCCUG